GGCCUGGAGCUGUCAGCAGCCGUCCUCCGGGCCGGACUCCCUCCGGGCCGGGCUCCCUCGGCGAGAGCUGCGUCGGGACAGCUCAGUGUGCCGCCUGCCCCGGAGCCCGGCCGGAAACCGGCGGGGUGAGCAGGUUCAAACCUUAGCGGGACACCGCCAUGAGCAGGCGGCCGGGAGGGCUGGACACGUGGGCUCUGCUGUGGGCCACACCUAGACGAGCGAAAGGGGCUUCCAGGUGAUGGGUCAACCCGAGAAUAUCUCCGGACUGGAAGGGAAUUUAAAAGUCACUUAGGGUUCGUCUCUUCCAUCCCAUGCCAAAGUAUCUUUGAAAUCCCAAAAACCACCGUAGUAAUUUGACCAACCUAUUUGAACACCUCUGAUGAUGGGAAACAAAUCGCUUCCCAAGGAAACCCAUUUUGUUCCUGGACGGCUUUGGUUUUGAGAAAUUUUUUCAGGUUGAAAGAAACACCUGCCUUCUAUUCUUCCAAAUUCUUUUCCCUUGUGGACAGAUGUUCGGAUAUUUGAAGAUAGUUGCCGAGUCCCCCGAGCCUUGUCUUCUGCCCACCAAUUCCAGUUCCUUCAGUUAUCCGUCAUAUGCUGUGGCUCUCUGACCUCUUCUCUUGUUGGGCUCUAUAUCCUCUUUAAAGGAAAGCUUCUUAAUGUGAGCAAGGUGACAAAACCUAGAUUUCUCCAUCUUGCUAAGGAGGAACAAUGUCCUAUUUGGUAUAGCUGAUGGUAUCGUGCAAAAAUCAGAUCCUCAAAAAGAUGGAGACAUUAACAUACAGAGGAGCUAACUUGCUUGAGGUCAGAGCAAGGUAUUGGUGGAUCCAGGGAUAAAUCCCAAGCCUCUUAACUCCUUGACCAGUUCUAGUCCAUCAACUAUGCAGCCUAGUGUGAACCCUGAAUUAAGAUCACCCCGAAGAGUGAGCUUGGGGAGGGAAAAAUAUAUCUAUCUAUAUAUAUAUAAACUAUGACUGUAAUAGACUGGAAUGAUGUUAGGAAACACAAAUAUGGUCACCUAUCAGAGUCUACAUCCCAAUAUCAAGAAGCUGCUGACAUCCUGGAGCUAGGUCAUUUUACCUGGGACAAAUACCUAAAAGAAACAUGUUCAGUCCCAGCGCCUGUCCAUUGCUUCAAGCAGUCCUACACACCUCCGAGCAACGAAUUCAAGAUCAGCAUGAAAUUGGAAGCACAGGACCCCAGGAACACCACAUCCACCUGUAUUGCCACAGUAGUUGGACUGACAGGUGCCCGCCUUCGCUUGCGCCUUGAUGGAAGUGACAACAAGAAUGACUUCUGGCGACUGGUUGACUCAGCUGAAAUCCAGCCUAUUGGGAACUGUGAGAAGAAUGGGGGUAUGCUGCAGCCCCCUCUGGGUUUUCGGCUGAAUGCUUCCUCUUGGCCCAUGUUCCUUUUGAAGACAUUAAAUGGAGCAGAGAUGGCUCCCAUCAGGAUUUUCCACAAGGAACCACCAUCUCCUUCCCACAACUUCUUCAAAAUGGGAAUGAAGCUAGAAGCUGUGGACAGAAAGAACCCUCAUUUCAUCUGUCCAGCCACUAUUGGGGAGGUGCGGGGCUCAGAGGUGCUCGUCACUUUCGACGGGUGGCGAGGGGCCUUUGACUACUGGUGCCGCUUCGACUCCCGGGACAUCUUCCCUGUGGGCUGGUGUUUUUUGACUGGAGACAACCUACAGCCGCCAGGCACAAAAGUCAUGAUUCCAAAGAAUCCCUAUCCUGCAUCUGAUGUGAACACUGAGAAGCCCAGCAUCCACAGCAGCACCAAAACUAUCUUGGAGCAUCAACCAGGGCAGAAGGGGCGUAAACCAGGAAAGAAACGGGGCCGGACGCCCAAGACCCUAAUUCCCCAUCCCAUCUCUACCCCAUCUAAGUCAGCUGAACCUUUGAAAUUCCCAAAGAAGAGGGGUCCCAAACCUGGCAGUAAGAGAAAACCUCGGACUUUGGUGAACCCACCACCCACCUCACCAACAACCAGCACCCCUGAACCGGAUACCAGCACUGUGCCCCAAGAUGCUGCCACUAUCCCCAGCUCAGCCAUGCAGGCCCCCACAGUUUGUAUUUACUUGAACAAGAACGGCAACACAGGCCCCCACUUAGAUAAGAAGAAGGUCCAGCAGCUCCCUGACCAUUUUGGGCCAGCCCGUGCUUCUGUGGUGUUGCAGCAGGCUGUCCAGGCUUGCAUCGACUGUGCUUAUCACCAGAAAACUGUCUUCAGCUUCCUCAAACAGAGCCACGGUGGUGAGGUUAUCUCAGCCGUCUUUGACCGGGAGCAGCACACCCUCAACCUCCCAGCAGUCAACAGCAUCACCUACGUCCUCCGCUUCCUGGAGAAACUCUGCCACAACCUUCGUAGUGACAAUCUGUUUGGCAACCAGCCCUUUACGCAGAGUCACUUGUCACUCACUGCCACAGAGUACAGCCACAGCCACGACAGGUACCUACCAGGUGAAACCUUUGUCCUGGGGAAUAGCCUGACCCGGUCCCUGGAGCCUCACUCGGAUCCGAUGGACACUGCCUUGAAUCCCAACAACCUUGUCAGCACCUCCCAAAAUCUUCGAGCCCCGGCAUACCGGCCCUUGCUUCCAUCCUGUGGGCUCCCACAGAGCACAGGCUCAGCUGUGCGCAGGCUGUGUUCCAGGGGGUCAGACCGAUACCUGGAAAGCCGGGAUGGCUCGCGUCUGAGUGGCCGGGACCCUUCCUCAUGGACAGUCGAAGACGUGAUGCAGUUUGUUCGGGAUGCUGAUCCUCAGCUUGGACCCCACGCUGACCUCUUUCGCAAACAUGAGAUCGACGGCAAGGCCUUGCUUCUGCUGCGCAGUGACGUGAUGAUGAAGUACAUGGGGCUGAAGCUGGGGCCGGCACUCAAGCUCUCCUACCACAUUGACCGGCUGAAGCAGGGCAAAUUCUGAGCAGGGAGGUGCAUCCUAGACAACUGAGUGGUCAAGCAGGUGGGGUGCUCUUCCCCUGUGAAACAGGGUGGUCAGCCCACUCUCGGGUGCCUCAAUGGGAUUUCGGGCCUCCUCAAGACUCCAGGAGGCUGUGUGGAGCCACCAUUACCCUCUCCUGCCAAGAUGCGUCCUUCCAUGAAGGACUGAAGAGGGGAGAACAUGGGGCCCCGGGCUGGCACUGCUCUUCCUCUCAGCCCUGCCUCGGCUCUGAGGUCCCCUGUAUUUAUUUCUCAAGUCUGGCCAGCCUCUCUCCAGGAGUCUAGACUGGUCACCUUCCAGGUGAUGGAGGAAGGAGCCAACCCUGGGACCUUGGAAGACAGGGCCUUGAACCCAGUCCCCUCACCACCUGCUAGGCCUAGUGUGAUACCCCAUUGCCCCAUAGCUCCUGCCUUCUCCCCACCAGCUUCCUAGACUCCAAAAUGAUGGUGCAAACCUCUACCUUUUUUUAAAAGAGAUCUUUUCUUAUUGUUAAUUUAUUGUUUCUGGCUCUUGACAAGCCCUCCAGUUCAUAGUCCUUGCACCUUGGAGCUUGGGUUUAAGGAGGUGGGAGAAUGGCCUACCCUGGCCUCUUUUCAGAGGAUACCACCCUAGGGUACUUGCUUUUGGGGGUAGACAGACCACAGAGCCUUGACCACAUCAUUCACCACGGGGAGGAGAGGGUCGCUGUCACCUUCCCCUCCCUUCCUCCACUGGGCUCUUUGCAGCUCCGAGCCUCAUCUACGGGAAUGUGAGCCCCUGCCCUACCCUGUCCACAGACAGUCUGUCCCCAACACCAGCUUCUUGCUCUGGCCGGAACUCCUUUGGAAGAAGAUUGGGCCCAAUGAUUUUAGGCCCAGGAAGCGCUAAAGUGAAUGGGAGGGGAGGUCUCUAGGCUGGAGUCUGGCUCCGCCCACUCUGCUGUCCAUUUGCUUCCUUUGUAAGCAAGUCAGCAGCAAGCUGCCUCUGCUACCAUCUGAACUUAUUUUAUGUGGAUUUGUUUAUAAAUAAAAAUCAAUAUAGAUGCCAGUGUCCUUUUAAUCAGUUGACAGCUGCAACACUGUGCCUCCACAAGGCAAGUCACUCUCCUUCCCUUGAUCUUAGUUUUCUCAUAUGUAAAACGAGGAGCUUGGACAAGAUG
Loxodonta africana (African savanna elephant) is the source of this 4082-nucleotide messenger RNA. RefSeq names its product Scm polycomb group protein homolog 1 (gene SCMH1). The coding region runs from base 971 to 2926 and encodes 651 amino acids. Gene Ontology annotation, molecular function: chromatin binding; histone binding. The transcript is spliced from 17 exons. Gene Ontology annotation, biological process: negative regulation of DNA-templated transcription. Gene Ontology annotation, cellular component: nucleus. Lineage: Eukaryota; Metazoa; Chordata; Mammalia; Proboscidea; Elephantidae. The record is from RefSeq and is a predicted model, not a curated record.